Molecule: messenger RNA, 5467 nt
Organism: Stegastes partitus (bicolor damselfish)
Lineage: Eukaryota; Metazoa; Chordata; Actinopteri; Pomacentridae
Gene: tecpr1a
Product: tectonin beta-propeller repeat containing 1a
Exons: 24
Coding region: 98-3712 (1204 amino acids)
Cellular component (GO): membrane
Source: RefSeq, a predicted model, not a curated record
CUUCCACUCGCUUCCAGCCGCUGCAUGAGCCGUGGUGUCGUCCCUCCUGCGCCGACGGACGCUUUAUGAGAGGAAGCUCGAGGUCUCAGGUGCAGCCAUGCCUGUCUCCCUGCUGUGGGCCGUGGAUGUGUAUGGGCGGGUCUACAGCCUGUCCACGGGGGGACAGCAGUGGGAGCAGUGCCGCGAUGCCCAGAUGGAGUUCAAGCGGGUGACAGCGGCUCAGCAGUGCUGCUGGGGCAUCGCCUGCGACAACAACAUCUACCUGAACGUCCACGCGUCUGACCUCCCUGUCCGCUACCAGGAGGAGACCUACGAGAAUCAAAGGUGGAAUCCGGUUGAUGGUUUCUCGGAGCGUUUGCUGCCAAGCGACCGCUGGCAGUGGAGCGACGUCACGGGUCUGCAACACCAACCUCUGGACGGCUUUCAGCUUCCCUCCGGCAGCUGGGAGUGGGAGGGCGACUGGUACGUGGAUGAAAACUUCGAGGGAGAGCCCACAGAAAAAGGGGGAUGGAGCUAUGCCAUCGAUUUCCCCGCCACCUACACCAAAGACAAGAAGUGGAACUCCUGUGUCCGUCGCAGGCGAUGGCUCCGCUACAGGAGAUACAAAGCCAUGGACACCUGGGCCAAGAUCCCCUCACAGCAGACCGCUCUACCAGAUCCUUUCAGUGACAUCAGCUGUGGAGGCUGGGAGAUCAGUGAGGAGCCCAGGGGCCGGCUGUCGCUGUGGGCAGUGUCCCUGCAGGGCAAGGUGUGGUUCAGGGAGGGAAUCUAUCACCACAAUCCCGAGGGUUCCUCAUGGGAGGAUGUGCUUCUCCCAGGGGAGGUAGUCCAGAUCAGUUGUGGCCCAGGUGACCUGGUGUGGGCCGUGCUGUGGGAGGGGCAGCUCAUUGUCAGGGAGGGAAUCAGCCGAGACUGCCCCAAAGGCAGCUCCUGGGCAGUGGUGGAGUCUCCGAGCCCUGAUGUGGGAGCUAUACAUGUAGCUGUGGGAAUCAACGUUGUCUGGGCUGUGACCAAGGACAACAAAGUGUGGUUCAGGCGCGGCGUGAACUCUCACAACCCCUGCGGCUCCGGCUGGAUCAGCAUGGUUGGAGAAAUGAUCACCAUGAACGUGGGACUGAACGACCAGGUGUGGGCUAUCAGCUGCGAGGACCGAGCUGUAUACUUCAGACAGGGUGUGACCUCCAGUGAACUGAGUGGGAAAACUUGGAAGGCUAUCACCGUUCCCCGAGACGGAGACCGAUCCCACUCCAGCGCCAGCGCCAACAGCCUGCAGAGCGCUGGAUGUUAUUUCUGUGGUGAAGUGCGGGCUCAGUCAGUAGCCAGCGAUGUGGAAUCAGACGCAGAGAAAGCAUCUGCAGAUGGAGCCGGCUGCCACGUCACCUCCACUUCCCCAGAGUCACUCGCUGAAGCCCCCACAGACUCAUCCAACCCUCCCAAACCCCGCAUCCCCAAGGUCACCAGCGACAGCUUCAUCUCUGAACUCGUCUCCGAUCGAGAACCGGGAAAGAGCUCCAGAGAUAUUGGAUCAGCUACUCCUGCCGUCCCCGAAGAGGAGAGCAUCCCCGGAGAAGGAGCGCUCAAAGCCCCCUGUGCUACUUCAGCUCUUUCCCCGAGUCAGUCUGGAGGUCCUCCUGAUCCACAGUGGAGCAACGUGGAUCUGGAGGAGGCACAGCAGGCCCAGACUGUAGCAGUGCAGGACUCAGCUGACACCUGCAGCCUGUCGUCGGUGGCCACAUACACCCUGGCCAUGGACGACCCAUAUGGGGCAGAUGAGCACCCUCUGUGGGCAUGGGUCAGUGGAGGAGGUUGCUCUGUGGACAGUCACUCCCAGCUCAACUGGUUUAACUGCUCUAUGAACACAUCAUCUUUGGUCUCAUCAGUCCAGUCCAUGAGUCUGUCAGUCAGCCCAGCCCAGACGGCAGCUUGGCGGAAACAAAUCUUUGAGCAGCUCAGUGAAAGGACCAAGAGAGAGAUGGAUAAUUUCAGACAUUAUGAACAAGCCAUAGAACAGUCUGUGUGGGUGAAGAAGGGAACCAUGCAGUGGUGGAGAGACUGGAAGCCACACAAGUGGAUAGAUGUUCACUUUGCCUUGGAGCAGUUCUCAGGACCAGAUGGCAACAAGGACGGCAUCCUGUUCAUCUAUUACAACUAUUACGAGGAGAAGAAGUACCUGCACGCCUUCAUCAACGAGGUGACCAUCCUGGUUCCAGUGCUAAAUGACUCCAAACACACUUUUGCCAUCUACACUCCUGAGCGGACCAAACAGAGGUGGCCAAUCAGACUGGCGGCUGCCACAGAGCUGGAAAUGCACGACUGGCUGGCACUGUUGAGCGUGUCGUGCUGUGACUCCAGGGCGAUCCAGGGUCCUCCCUCCAAACAGGCCAUCUGGUCCAUCACCUGUAAAGGGGACAUAUUUAUCAGCGAGCCCUCACCUGGCCUAGAAGCCAUGCCUUACCCGACACCCUGUGACCAAAUGUUCUGGCGGCAGAUUGGAGGCCACCUGCGUAUGGUGGAGUGUAACAGCGUCGGGAUAGUGUGGGGGAUCGGCUAUGACCACACAGCAUGGGUCUAUACAGGGGGGUACGGAGGAGGCUUCUUCCAAGGAUUGGCCAGCAGCACAGAUAACAUUUACACUCAGACGGACGUCAAGAGCGUCUACAUCUAUGAGAACCAGAGGUGGAACCCCGUCACCGGCUACACCAACAGAGGUCUACCAACAGACCGCUACAUGUGGAGCGAUGCGUCGGGACUACAUGAGUGCACAAAAACAAAUACGAAACCUCCGUCCCCUCACUGGACAUGGGUGUCGGAGUGGGCUAUCGACUACAGUGUCUCUGGAGGGACAGACAGAGAAGGAUGGCAAUUUGCAGCUGAUUUUCCAGCGUCAUAUCAUGGCUAUAAAACGAUGAAGGACUUUGUGCGUCGCAGGCGAUGGGCCAGGAAGUGUAAAUUGACCACCACAGGACCUUGGCAAGAAAUCCCACCCAUCCCACUGAGUGAUGUGACCAUCUUGCCGUGCGCAGCUCAGAGCAGCGUGGACGUGGUUUCUGUGUGGGCGAUAAGCAACAAGGGAGACGUGCUUUGCCGACUGGGAGUCACCGCACUGACACCUGCUGGAUCCUCAUGGCUCCACGUGGGAACUGACCAGCCUUUCAAGUCCAUCUCCAUCGGGGCUGCCAGCCAGGUCUGGGCCAUUGCCAGGGACGGCUCUGCCUUCUACAGGGGAUCUGUUUCAGCACAGAGCCCUGCGGGAGACUGUUGGUAUCACAUCCCCUCUCCAGCCAAACAGAAGCUGAAGCAGGUGUCAGUUGGGAGGACAUCAGUCUACACUGUAGAUGAAAAUGGUAACCUGUGGUACCGACAGGGUGUGACCCCCAGCUACCCUCAGGGCUCCACCUGGGAACACAUCUCUAACAAUGUGCGCAAAGUCUCUGUAGGGCCUCUGGACCAGGUGUGGAUCAUAGCAGACAAGGUGCAGGGCAGCCACAGUCUGAGCUGUGGGACUGUUUGCCAUCGACUUGGAGUCCAACCCAUGGAGCCCAAAGGACAGUCGUGGGACUAUGGCAUUGGGGGUGGAUGGGACCACAUCACAGUGAGAGGGAACUCCAUAGAGCCGCCUCGCCUCCGUCUCCCCUCUCUAACGGACCCGUCUUCUCGGAGGCCUGUCCCCGUCAGGAACCCAGAGGUCAAUGGCAACGCUGUAGGAAGUUAGACAUUUGUAUAUGUACAAAUGUAGCCAUCCAAACCCAGAUUACCUUUGUAGGAGUUUUUUUGUUUAAAACCACUUUUAACACUGAAGUAGCGGAAAGAUUUUAGUCUUUACAUCGCCUGAGCCAGUGUAACGGGACAUUGUCACUUCUUGACAAUCGGAGCCGAGAACUUAGAUGCUAAGCUGAUUUUGUCCCUCGGUGUCUAACUAACUGUCUUAGGCUCCUGACAUCACUGUUUAUCAUGUGACUGAGCAUUCGUCUCCUCAGUACGGGCAUUUUGUGUGUAAUUCUUUACUAGUGCUGUUUGUCUUCAACACUCAACUUGAUGGUCUUAAUGCUUUUUUUCCCCUAAUUUAUCAAGAUGUGAUGUUUCUGUUUUGUUUCUGAUUCACGUGGUUUCUGUGUAUACAACGCCACACCAGGUCCAGGUGUGAUGUUUUAUAAUAGAUAGUUUUUUUAAAAUAAUGACACAAUUAGUGUACUUGAACCAUAGUUGAAUAGCUGCUAAAGUAUCAGCUCCAGGGCUGGUAUCAUCCAAAAUUAAAAUUAUGUUCCAUCUUAGCCUGUAGGGAAACAGGUCAGUACAUAACAGCAGAGUUGAGGCUGAUUAAUGUUAAUAUAGAGUGAAAACAUGGAUGAAACAGGCAGGAACAAUGUUUCAUCCAUGUUUCCUUAGCAGCUGCUUGUGUCUGCUGAUCUGACACACCGCUGUUUAACUGUAGACAACUUUUUAAAGCCAGGAUUUGGGUUUAUUGCAUGCAACUAGCUUGCCAACCUGUGUGGUGGAAACUUAAUGUGAAACUGAGUUUGGAUGGGCAAGAGGAAACCACCAUACCCAAGGGUGAGAUAUUCAUACUGUAAAAACAAGACAUACACUGUAAAACACGCUUCCAUCUGUUCUAAUGAGCCAAAUUAACAACUGAGACACAAACGUUUUUGUGUGGAAAAUAGAUUAACUUUGUGAUUCUAAAGAAAACAUCUCGGUUUACCCAUUCACUUCAAGGAGCCAGGGUGUAGUCCCUGUAACAAGACCUGCACCGACUUAUUUCACUUGUGGUGGUUGCUUCUUGCCUUGUACAAACACUGGACUUGUGUUUUAUAAAGACUCUCAUAUUAUUUUCUAAAACUACAUGUACGUAUGUGUAUAUAUAAUGUUGUUGUCAUGGAACAUGUGCAAUUGUUAGCGUUGUAAAUAAGGGAAAAGCGUGGAAACUUGAACUGUAAUUACUUGUUAAAGUCUUGUGGUUGAACUGUUAAAACUAAACCUUCCUCUUUCUCAGGAGAGUGUUUGCAUUUGCAUGCCGUCUACUUCCUGAUGGUGGGAGAAUGACUGAGCAUUAAGAAAUUUAAAAAAAAAUAACACUAUUUUUGUUAUGAAGCUGUAAGAUAUUGGUGUUACACAGGUAGUAUGGUGGUUGUUGUAAUGGUACUAUAGAAAGAAGGGAAAAUGUGUGGACAAAGAGCAAUUAAUUGAAAGAAGUUCAGUUUUUCAUGACUACUAAAACACACAUUGAUGAACUGGGAUCAUUUCAGGCAUUCAUUUAUUUUAUUGGCAGCUUAUAUAGCGUCUAAAUCUGUGGAAACAUUUGUAAAUGUUGAAAGUGUACAGAGAUCUGUCUGUAUGAUCUGUGAAUAACGAGCACCACUCCAUGUUACUGUAGUGUGCGACACAUCGGUGCUGUGUGGUCCAUUUGUGCAUGGUCAAAAAAACAAAAACCAAAACAGUCGUGUCAAUAAAUAAAUGUGUUUAUUGAUAA